CUGCCGCCGAAAACUGUUGGGUGACACGACAAAUCGCCCAAACUUCAACGCAGCGGACGAUGGUGUGGAGUUGGUGGUUGGUGGCAGCGGUGGUUGCUGCUGGGGUGUGCUUGCGCGCCCUUGUGGGCUUGGGCGGCCACUCUGGGUUUGGCAACCCGCCCAUGCACGGUGACUUUGAGGCACAGCGCCACUGGAUGGAGAUUACAUACCACACGCCAGUAAAGGAGUGGUACUUCAACACGACAAACAACGACCUGCAGUAUUGGGGGUUGGAUUACCCACCACUGACUGCGUACCACAGCUGGGUCUGCGGAUGGCUCGCGCACAAUGUCCUCAACCCGACGUGGGUGGCAUUGCACGCCUCACGUGGCGCGGAAUCUGGGGAGGUCCGCCUCUUCAUGCGCAGCAUGGCCUUGCUGGCGGAUGUUCUCGUGUUCCUCCCCGCGGCUGUCGCGUACGCAAAGGUGGCUUUUGUUCAGCGCCAGUCAGAACAGAAGCGACGCAGCGCCGGCUUGGCAGUAGCAACAGCAACAGCAGCAGGGGAUGCCAUGGGCGUCCUGGCGGCCCUCGUCUUCAACCCAUGCUUUGUCUUGAUUGACCACGGCCACUUCCAGUUCAACGCCAUCAGCCUUGGGCUGGCGCUGUGGGCGGUCGUCUGCGUGCGCACUGGGCGCCACCUUCUGGGCAGUGCCCUGUUUGUGCUGAGCAUCUGCUACAAGCAGAUGUCCCUGUAUUACGCGCCAGUGUUCUUCUUCAACCUGCUUGGGUCGUCAUUCCAAGCACAGGGCAGACAAGGAUGGCUCACCUGGUUCUUCAGCAGCUGCUGCCGGGUUGCACUCAUUGGUUUCGUUGUCGUUGCCUCCUUUGCCAUCUGCUUCCUUCCUUUCAUCUUCGACUGGACGCAGUUCUCUCAAGUGCUGCAUCGGAUGUUCCCGCUUGCUCGCGGGCUGUUUGAGGACAAGGUUGCCAACGCGUGGUGCAUUGCCGACGUUGUCCUGAAGUUCAGGAGAAACUUUGACAACACAACACUUGCCCGCUGCAGCCUCGUUGCGACCGUCACUGCGUUUCUGCCUUCAUGUGUGCACACGUGCUUUCGCCCAACGCAACGAAACUUCUCGCUCGCACUCGUCAACUGCUCCCUAUCCUUCUUCCUCUUCUCGUUCCAGGUGCACGAGAAGAGCAUACUGCUCGCUGCGCUGCCAAUCGCACUCGUUGCCCACCGCUUUCCCGCCGUCGCCACCGCGUUCAUGGCCACCGCCACAAUCACGCUCUUCCCGCUCCUGCACAAGGACGGGCAAUCGCUGCAGUUUGUGAGCUGCCUUGGUGUCGCUCUGUCGAUCCACGCGCUGGCAUUCUUCCAUCGCCUCUCUGCCAUCAAGAUCGCAGCGGUCCUCGUGAGCGUGGUUGUCGGUGCAGGGCUGUGUGUUGUAUAUGUGGUUGUGCCGCCGCCAGCACGCCUGCCAGACCUGUGGUCGCUCGCCAUUGCGGCAUAUGGCUUUGUGCACUUUGCACUUGCUCUCCUCUACUUCACCGCCGCGCAGCUCUUUGGCCACGAGGAUGGUGGUGGUGGUGGUGGUGGUGAUGACGGGAGUGUUGGGGCUCAGGUGACGAAGAAGCAGAAGAAAAAGGGAGGGAAGCACGCGAAGAUUAAGGCACAGUAAACAUCAACGAGAACCAGCCACAGUAAACCACAGUCAAG
This is a messenger RNA of Salpingoeca rosetta, 1699 nucleotides long. RefSeq lists its product as uncharacterized. Gene Ontology annotation, biological process: protein N-linked glycosylation. Gene Ontology annotation, molecular function: dolichyl pyrophosphate Man9GlcNAc2 alpha-1,3-glucosyltransferase activity. Gene Ontology annotation, cellular component: endoplasmic reticulum membrane. Bases 60 to 1661 code for a protein of 533 amino acids. Lineage: Eukaryota; Choanoflagellata; Craspedida; Salpingoecidae. The record is from RefSeq and is a predicted model, not a curated record. The transcript has 7 exons.